Molecule: messenger RNA, 836 nt
Organism: Phragmites australis (common reed)
Lineage: Eukaryota; Viridiplantae; Streptophyta; Magnoliopsida; Poales; Poaceae
Product: putative glycine-rich cell wall structural protein 1
Exons: 1
Coding region: 30-800 (256 amino acids)
Source: RefSeq, a predicted model, not a curated record
CCACCGAUCGAGCUCACUAGCAAAUAGCAAUGGCUGCCAGCACCAAGCUCGUAGCUCUUGGCUUCGCCGUCCUCCUGAGCAUUGGGUUUUCCAAUGCCGCGAGGGUGGCUAGGUUGAGCUCCGCCAGUGCCGGAGGCGGUGGUGGAGGCGGCGGAGGCGGCGGUGGGUCGUCCGGGAGUGGAUGGGGAGGUGGCAGUGGAGGUGGAGCCGGCCUGGGGUCUGGUGAGAGUGGCGGGACCUGGUGGAAUGGCUGGAAUAACGCCUUCGGAGGCGGCGCUGGUGGAGGAAGCGGCGGCGGUGGUGGCACCAACGGCGGUUCUGGGUCCGGGUCCGGCGCUGGCUAUGGCUCUGGCCAUGGUGAGAGUAAGGCACCAAGCCCUACCGGCGGUAACUACGCCAACGCUGAUGGUAAGGGCGGCGGCGGCGGCAUGGGCGGUGGCGCCAACGGCGGCAUCGGUUUUGGAAGUGGUGGCGGUGUUGGCAAAGGCCAGGGUGAGAGUGGCGCAGCACUGGCACCGUCCCCCUACGGGUACUACAACGGCGGAAACGCCGACGCUAUCGGCGGCGGUGGCGGCUCCGGCGGUGGUCAUGGCGGUGGCGCGGCCGGAGCUCCUAGCUCCGGAACCGGAGGCGGCAUUGGCGGGGGCAACGGACAAGCUGGCAGCGACGGCUCUUGGGGAUCAAGCUACGCCCAGGGAAUUGGUGCUGGCACCGGCGGUGGAGGUGGCGGCGGUACUGAAGGCGGUUCGGGCAGCGGUGGAGGUGGCGGAUCCGGGUCCGGCAGCGGCGGAUCCCACUGAGAUCACCCUUGCUGGAAUAUCACUAGAGAGAUGGAG